Molecule: messenger RNA, 1404 nt
Organism: Lasiosphaeria miniovina
Lineage: Eukaryota; Fungi; Ascomycota; Sordariomycetes; Sordariales; Lasiosphaeriaceae
Product: phosphatidylethanolamine-binding protein
Exons: 4
Coding region: 273-1013 (246 amino acids)
Biological process (GO): regulation of proteolysis; regulation of Ras protein signal transduction
Molecular function (GO): phospholipid binding; peptidase inhibitor activity
Source: RefSeq, a predicted model, not a curated record
UUCAGCUUUGGUUACACAUUUCGAAGUUGUAGUGCACUGGCGGAAAUAUGUCGAACCGCGCCAAUGUCGACGGUUCAAGGGAGAUCUGCAUUGGCGCAGGGUCGGAGUGUCGGGGUAGUGCCAUGACAUCAUAGACGAUAGGCGCGGGGCUUCUCUUUGACAGCAGCACCCACGCCCCAAUCUCCAUUCUCCAUGCGUACAGUUCACACCAAAGACCAUUGUAGAGGGCCAAAUUGCGGAAAAUCCAGCAAGACGAAGUACAACAAAUAGCAAUGCCGUCAGUAGCAAGCCUAGCGCUGCGGGUGCUCCUCGCUUUCGGGUGCCUCGGAGCAGCCUUGCCGGGCCAGAAUGUCCUGGGCCCGAGCCAAGGGGUCUCUGUUGACGUCUCAAAAACCGCGGAUCAGAUCAAAGACGAGCUGAAGAAGGCAGAGAUCAUCCCCACUGUCGUCGACGACUUUGAGCCGUCGCUGCUCCUUUUCGCAAACUGGUCGACAACGCAACACGCAGCACUAGGCAACACGAUCAAGCCCAAGGAGCUGCAGGACGCGCCGACCAUCGCCCUGCACGACCCCUCUGCGCCGUCGUCCAGCUUACUGUGCCACUCCGGCAUGACAUACACCAUCACCCUGACCGACCCAGACGCCCCGUCGCGCGACGACCCCAAGUGGUCCGAGAUGUGCCACUGGAUCGCGGCCGGCGUCUCGGCCUCGCCAGCCGGGCAAGGCGCGGCCUGCUCGACGGCGACGCUGGCCCUUGUCGAACUGGACGAGAUCAUGCCAUACAAGGCGCCCGGGCCGCCCGAGAAGACGGGCAAGCACCGCUAUGUUCUUCUCGCGUUUGCGCCGCAGAGCGGCACGACGGAGCAGUUGCACCUCUCGAAGCCCAGCGACAGGCAGCACUGGGGCUACGAACCAGACGACGGCGAGACGAGGGGCGUGCGUGACUGGGCGAAGGAGAAUGGGCUUGUUCCCGUCGCGGCAAAUUUUAUUUAUUCCAAGCACAAGAAUCAGUGACGGCGGUGCGUUGUGUUGCUGGUCGGAUUGACGUGGCCGCCACGUUUGGUGGUUACGGUAAUACGACCAUGUAUUUAUUGAAACGAGAAUUCCCCGCAUAACGCAGUUUUAUCUUGUAGCUGCCGAGUGUUCAGGUUGUCGUUGUGUUAGCACCUUCCCCGUCAAAGUUUGGUACCCAGCUUAACUAUUCGAAGUCGUUCUUUCCGCACAAUCAUGUUGCGUUGUUGACCAGUUUGCGAAAGACGCUCCUUCCUCUAACUAGCUCUCGCCCAGAUCUGUCUCCCUUGCAAAACGGCUGCCAGUUCUCUGCAUCGGUUGUCAGUCAGUCUAGUCAACAUGCAGAACUACAGUGCUUCUUCAGCAUCCAAUAUUCAGCACAUUAGCACAACCC